AGUCUCACUGACUAUUGGUUGAGGAGUGAUUCCACCGAACCUUCGGAUUACUAAAAGCCUUUACAGCUCCCUUACUUCUUUCAAGGUCGAACUUGAUUCUAUAAAGAAAUCAUCAUGUGUGACGACGAUAUUGCCGCUCUUGUCAUCGACAACGGAUCCGGUAUGGUGAAGGCCGGAUUCGCCGGAGACGAUGCCCCAAGGGCUGUCUUCCCAUCCAUCGUUGGCAGGCCCCGUCACCAGGGUGUCAUGGUCGGUAUGGGACAGAAGGACAGCUACGUCGGAGACGAGGCCCAGAGCAAGAGAGGUAUCCUCACCCUGAAGUACCCCAUCGAGCACGGUAUCGUCACCAACUGGGACGAUAUGGAGAAGAUCUGGCAUCACACCUUCUACAAUGAACUCCGUGUUGCCCCAGAGGAGCAUCCUGUCCUCCUUACCGAGGCUCCCCUCAACCCCAAGGCCAACAGGGAAAAGAUGACACAGAUCAUGUUUGAGACGUUCAACUCACCCGCCAUGUACGUCGCCAUCCAGGCCGUACUUUCACUCUACGCCUCUGGUCGUACCACUGGUAUCGUUUUCGACUCUGGUGAUGGUGUUUCCCACACCGUGCCCAUCUACGAGGGUUACGCCCUUCCCCACGCCAUCCUCCGUCUGGACUUGGCUGGACGUGAUCUCACCGACUACUUGAUGAAGAUCCUCACCGAGCGUGGCUACACUUUCACCACCACUGCUGAGCGUGAAAUCGUUCGUGACAUCAAGGAGAAGCUCUGCUACGUCGCCCUUGACUUCGAGCAGGAGAUGCAGACUGCUGCCUCAUCCUCCUCCCUCGAGAAGAGCUACGAGCUUCCCGACGGACAGGUCAUCACCAUCGGCAACGAGCGAUUCCGUGCCCCUGAGUCACUCUACCAGCCAUCCUUCCUUGGAAUGGAAUCUGCUGGCAUCCACGAGACCUGCUACAACAGCAUCAUGAAGUGCGAUGUUGACAUCCGUAAGGAUCUGUACGCCAACACUGUUCUUUCUGGAGGCUCCACCAUGUUCCCAGGAAUCGCCGACAGGAUGCAGAAGGAGAUCACCGCCCUUGCUCCACCAACCAUGAAGAUCAAGAUCAUCGCUCCUCCCGAGAGGAAAUACUCUGUAUGGAUCGGAGGCUCCAUCCUUGCCUCUCUCUCAACAUUCCAACAGAUGUGGAUCAGCAAGCAGGAAUACGACGAGUCUGGCCCAUCCAUCGUCCACAGGAAAUGCUUCUAAACCUUGAAAAACUCUCCUAUAAAAACUGUGCAAUGCGAUAUUUUUAUUUUCUCCUCACCAUACACAAGUCGUAGCAAAAAUACAAUCAUACCCUGAAUAAGUGGCGGAUCACUUCCUAACUCUGCUUCUCCUAAAAUUGGUGGAAAUGACUGUUAUACCAGUAAUUCAGAUAUGUUUAUCAUAACCAUAUAAUAGUACUAUAAUAUAAUACUUGAAUAAUACUGGGGAUUAUGUUAUAGAUUGUUCUUCACUAACUUUAAAAAAUAUUGCUUUCUUGAUAGAAAAUUUUAUUUUACUGGCGUUACAAUAUUGCCAUAAAUUAUUGAACUGUUAUGAAUGAUUGUCAUGAAAUAAGUGUUAUUGUUACCAUGGUUAUCAUCAUGACCAUUUCAAUGAUAACAAAUCGUAAUAUCUUUCAUCCUUAAAGUUCUAUGAGUUUCAGAACAUGCAGAAGGUAUUGUAUAUAUUAUUUCAUAUGCAAAAAGUAUGAAUUCGGACUAAUAUAUUGUAAAUAAAUUUAUACAAAAUUAAA
Lytechinus variegatus (green sea urchin) is the source of this 1777-nucleotide messenger RNA. RefSeq names its product actin-15B. Lineage: Eukaryota; Metazoa; Echinodermata; Echinoidea; Temnopleuroida; Toxopneustidae. The coding region runs from base 115 to 1245 and encodes 376 amino acids. The record is from RefSeq and is a predicted model, not a curated record. The transcript is spliced from 4 exons.